Fusarium sp. VM40 is the source of this 282-nucleotide messenger RNA. The record is from the annotation of a GenBank genome assembly. Lineage: Eukaryota; Fungi; Ascomycota; Sordariomycetes; Hypocreales; Nectriaceae.
AUGAAGUUCAGCGCCACUAUCCUUCUUCUCAUCCCCCUGGCCAUCGCAGGCCCCGCAUCACAGUCCGCCCAAGGGCUCCCAGACCUUGCCACCGCUGGUGAAGGUGGCUUUGAGUUUAAAUCCCACGGCGAAGGGCUUGAGCUUGCCGCCAAAGUCUGUCCUGCCAAGUUCCCCAGGAAGUGCUCUAUUGGCAACUUCUGUUGUCGCACCAAGAAGUGCUGCAAGAAGGAGUGUUGCAAGAACACUGCAAAGUACUGCAGCAAUGGUCGAUGCUAUAGAUAA